AUGCCAACGUUCUGCAACUGUUCUGCCUUUCGCGAGUCUGCCGGGAAUAUCAGCAUCGCGCUGAAGGCUCGCCAUGUACUCGUUUCAGUUUCACCGUCCGCAAACAUUCACACUGCACGGGGCCGAAUACCGGAAAAUGUAGACGUCACCGUAGGCUCGGACUUAGUGUUCACUCUGUCCGGUGCAGCAGGCUCCGCAAGGGUCUCAGGCGAUGUCAUACAACGGUCAGCUGUGGCAAGACACAUAGUGAAUUACUUCAAGCUGAAUUCUCGCCAACUGGGCCUGAGCACCGUAACCGAUGUCUAUAUCGACGACGACGACGGCCGCGCGAAAUUCUCGAUGACGUCUUCACGGCACCUACGAGUUGACAAACAAGCCAGCUCCGUUCAGCUGCUCGGCAUCGAUCUUCGGCUGGGGCUCAAAGCUGUUGCGCAUGAGGACAUGCCCGCAAUAGAAACCUUUUUCUCAGCACAUGCCUACCUCCCGCUGGUAUCUUUGCUUGACUGUGUCGUCGAAAAAUUCGUAGUUCAUCACCUGGUGAAACGCUAUCCGCUGAUAUUCGGGCCAUGGCGAUCGCAAUUGGACUUGGAAGCAGCCUACAUCCCAUACGUGGUGCGUUCAAUCACGGCAAUCACAGAGCGAUCAACGAAUUCGGAUUUUCAUAAGACGUUCCGGCGCCACGUUAAGAAGCUGAGGAAGGCGUAUGUGCUUUCCACAAGUGCAGCUGCAGACAGCUUGCGGGAAUACCUCGGACCACUCGAUGGAGAGGAAGACAUGGAUCCUGCAGACGAAUCUGACUCCUCUGUCUUGUGUCAUUCUCUAGAACGGCUUUUCAGACAGGGCAUAAGACCGGCGCUUUUCAAAGGCUCACAGGCUAGCUACAUCGCCGAAAGGGGAGACGAGCAAGGCUUGCUGUCCAGCGCGGAGGGAAACGAGUCUAUAGAGUCUGAGAUUCUGUGCGAAAAUGUGAACGACAUAUUGCAAACCCCGCAAGAUUCAGAUGACGCCCCCUGUGACCUAGAACUGGCAGAGGUUGAAAUGCUCUUGGCUCUAGACAACGACGACUGGCCUUGGGAUUCGAUCCACUCUGGAAACGAUCCCGACAUGGACGCUCUGGACGAUGACGGCGACUCUGAUGAUUUCCUGUACGAAUUUCAGUCGACUUCUCCUCAGUGCUCGCAAGCCUCCGAUCCCGAUGAGACUCUCGACACUCCGGAUGGAAGUCAGAUAAAAGUCGGAAACUCUUCCCUCAUUGAGUCCCAAAUGGCUCUGUCUCUCACAAGCUACGAUGCUCUUACUGCGGUAGCUGACUGCCCGGAAAUCGACAUGCUUCUGGACACGUGCGAUAACUGGCAGUCUCUGGAUGUUGACGAGAUCCUCAAUUCGCCCAUUCUGAGCUGUGAAUUCAGCCUUGAAGACAUCGAUGCCAACGGGCGACUUUUUGAAGACGCGCUUCUGCCAUUGAAUGGAUCUAGAACUGUUGGCUAUCUCCCACGUCCGGUUGAUAUGUCAAAGUCUCAGCUUCUUGGGUCACAGCUUCUUGUUGAUGAUCGCGGCGCCGAAAUCACUUCGAGUUCUCACCGGUCCGUACAAUGCCAUACCCCGGAAAUGAAAUCUGAGGACCAAGUUCCACCUCUCGGAGCCACGAGCCGUCUCGCCCUAUCUCAUGAAGAGUGCAGCGCCAACCGUGAUAACGCGCCCUCGAUCAUACCUUCCUGCACUCACGCUCCCGGACAUGCCGCUUGCUACUUCUGCACCGAUGAGCCAACUCAUGGCUUCAACGAGGCUGCCUUCGCUUCCAGACCGCAUUCUCGGGCUGCUGCAGCCAUGCUGUAUGCAACUCGUCAGGAACCAUUCAGUUGCGUAGAAACGAACAUCUCGGAUGAGGACGAGGGGAUUCUAGAUGUAGACUAA
Messenger RNA from Laetiporus sulphureus 93-53, 1914 nucleotides. RefSeq lists its product as uncharacterized. Bases 1 to 1914 code for a protein of 637 amino acids. The transcript is spliced from 9 exons. The record is from RefSeq and is a predicted model, not a curated record. NCBI's taxonomy places the organism in Eukaryota, Fungi, Basidiomycota, Agaricomycetes, Polyporales, Laetiporaceae.